Cyphomyrmex costatus is the source of this 6027-nucleotide messenger RNA. Its product is annotated as mucin-5AC. Lineage: Eukaryota; Metazoa; Arthropoda; Insecta; Hymenoptera; Formicidae. The record is from RefSeq and is a predicted model, not a curated record. The coding region runs from base 1 to 5520 and encodes 1839 amino acids. The transcript has 5 exons. Gene Ontology annotation, molecular function: serine-type endopeptidase inhibitor activity.
AUGAAUGGGGAACGAAGAGACCGAAAUGUCUCGGCUUCUCCUCCCCGACCGCGCGGCGCGAACCGGGACUCGGUUUAUCCUUACAGGAUGGCCUCGUUGCCUGGUAUUCCGGAUGAUCUCGGUCGGCUCGUGACUCGUAGUUCGCUCCGAGGACGUGCCAUGCGAACGGCAGAAUCAAGAGUUAUCAUGUCGCAACGAUUGCGCUGGCUACUGCCGGCAUUAAUCGUGUCUUGGACGAGCUUGCAGUUAGGUGUGGCUUUACCGGCUCACGACGAACAUUCGCACGUGUCUGCGGACACGUUUGAUCGUAGUACGGCCACUUCAACAAUUAUCCGUCAGCAGUACGAUGGACGCGCGCUUCAUCCUCCGUACGGCAAAAACGAGACGCAGUCCAGCCACAAACUGGUCGCUUCUCCGGCCGGACUUUUGCGGCCCGACAAGUUUCAGUUUUAUACCUACGACGACAAGGGCGAUAUGAUUACGCGGCAGAUGACCGCUCAGGAAAUUCAAGGUCUUAUCGCGUCAGGUGGGACGGAUCACAUCGCGAUGGACAGGCAGGAGCCUCAAAAAGCCGAUGAUGUCCUGACGGGCGGUAAAAAGGUCAUGGAUGUAGUACAAAAGGUACAGAACGUGUUAAAGAGCGCACUGGAUAAGCCACCGACUUUAACGGGUUCGAUACCGAAGAUUCCGGAACACGCCAACGUUGAAUGGAGCAAUAUUCUGCCUUCAAUUCUAUCUGGCGAGGCAGACUCGAUCUCCCCGAACAGCGAUUCCAGUCAACUGUCGCAUAAAUUGACAACAGAGAAGGUAGAAACUGAAUCGGCGUCGAAACACCCGACGAAAAAACCAGCGACGUUUGACGUUCAGACGAACGCGUACGCUGGUUUUACUAAUAACGUACAGGGAAAACCUCAUUACUCGCAGCAAACGCCGGCUACCGAGAAACCGAUGAUACCAGUUCCAGUUAUUACUCUAACGGAACUAAAGCUGUCCACGUUGCAAUCCGCCGUUACCGAAAGUCCCGUCUUCCAAAUAGUCAGCGUGAUUCCGGUCGAGAGUGCUGGAAUUAAGGAAAGUCAGACUGAUCCGUCUACAGCCGCGAGUUCCACCGUUCAGCUGUCUGCUCAGACCGAGGAGAGUUCAACGGAACAGUAUGUCGAAUUAGCUCUGACGGAGGUGCCUGAAGAAACAACGUUCCCGCAGCUAACGAGCUUAGAUAUGUAUCCCGUAAGUAUCACGAAGCAGACGACUACCAAUAACAAAAUCUAUCAAGAGAUAGAAACCUCGGCGAUCUACUCGAUGACCACGCCAGUAGCAUCGACGCAUUUCUCCUCCACGAAGCAGCAGACCGUAACGCAGCACGGUGGGUCCAGCGAGCUGACGACCGACGAGAUCUCUCCCCCGAACGCAACUUACGUUCUUAUACAGAGCAGGAACAAUACGAAGGUAUCCGACGAUUCUUCGUUCGCAUCGAGCGUUACGAAAGGAUCUCAAACGAACGGGACAUACAAUGACAUAAUAAGCCCACAGACCCAUACCCUCGCUACCUUAGUGCCGAUUUCCCACGCGUCUUCGAAACCCGAGGCGGCAUCUAACGCGCCGCAUUCACCGUCUACGCUCGCUUCCGUUACGCGAAUCAAGGCCCCGACCGUCUCGACGUCGUUGCAUCAUUAUCUCACCGAAAGCUUCGCAACGGUUACGAAAGACUCAUCGAGCCCGGUUACAUCGACUUACGGAGAGAAUUAUUUUAAUCCUCUACCGACCGAGAUUCAAUCCUCGGCGUCGAUAGAACCGUUACCCACGCAGUUAAUCGAUGCCUUCUCAAGUGUAAUAAAUCAAGUUUCGGAAGUGAAACCACCAGUCUUGCCCCUCUCGUCCCCAUCGAACGAGACGCCGGUGAUACCGAUCUUGAAUAUUAAUUACGAGCAGAGGCGCAACGUGUCCGAGACGAACGAAAAGAAUGUCAGACCUGUUAUUAAUACGCAAACCUACGAGACCUUCGCUACCGAAAUUCCGUCGCGAGACACCACUACCAAGUUCGUCGAUUAUUCCGUCACUUAUCGGCCCGUCAGCACGGUGGACAGGGAACCAAGCACGAGCAGCAUUUCCGAGAACUCUCGAAUUAAAGCGACGACAGCUUCGACUAAAGUCGGAACGACGAAUAAUAGAGUAACAAGCAAUAAUUUAGCUACAACGCCUUCUGGACUUAAAUCGACUCAAAUCCAGAUUUCGGGAUCAACAGCGUCUUCGUUCGUGCAGCUCGACAAGACACACGCUACAGCCGCUUCUUUGCCGGCAAGUCAGACUAUAAGUCCCGCGACUCUUCAAGGUAUCACCGAGAGAAUCGCAUUAGAAAAGACCUCGACUACUUCAUACUUGGAUUCAUCUGAUAGUAAAACGGUAACGUCUGAUGCAACCAAAACUCAACCAACAACCGCGUCGAUCGACACAAGUCUAUCUUUGAAUAAGUCUACGACAGUCGAAAGUUUCAGCAGCACUCUCGCGAAUUUGAACUUGAGCGAUCCAGUGUCUGCCAUCGACAAAGUAAUAAGUAUCGCGCCACUACCGUCCAGUACUUCCGCAAUAAAGCCGAUCGAUUUACCCGAUAAUAUAUCGAAUUUCGUCGUGGAAAUAGCUGGUGACAUUGCGAGUGGCCUUAUCGCCGGAUUUCCAACGACGAACGCGCCGAACUUAUCGACCAUCGAGGAAGAAAAAAUCAAAAACGUCACUAAAUUACACGAAACGGAAAGAAACGUUACGCAAUCGACGCAAGAGGCAUUAACGGAUCCAGUUCGAAACGGUACAUUAAUUUACGGUACUUUAACGCAGACCAAAGAGUCGAACGAUACUUUAGAACCGACUAAUUUAUCAAGUAGUAACGAGAGAAUAGACGAUUCCACGAAAGCAACUUUAUCAUCGCCAGUAAAUCAAUUCACAAAUGUCAAUGGUCAAUCAAAGGAUACUAUUAAGCAGAACGCAACAACCGUGGGAAUCGUUAGCGUAACACCUGAACAGACGACGACGACAACAACGAUAAACGUUAAUACAAAUAACAACCAGAAGAAAACGGAAAGCAAAGAGAAGGUAAAAACGACGGAAGCACCAAUUGUGCAGAGGACAGACUUGAGCCCCGAACUAUCUAAUCAGUUAUCCGUAAAAGUCGCGAAUGGUACCAAAACUUCAGAACACGCGGGAAGCAGUUCGAAAAUAGAGGCGUUAAACGAGAAGAACGGUUCCUUCGCAAAUGUUUCGUCAAUAACGAAGGAUACUGUAGUGAUUCAUUCUAUUAAUGAUUCUAUCUCGGAGUCGAGUUCACAAGCAUACAGUGACGUCACAAGGAACACCUCCCUCUCGAAUGUUACGUCUGACGGUGCUAUCCUGACAAACAGAAAUUCUACCGAUCCUGCACUUCCGCAGAAGCCAAAUCGCGUUACCAGUACAGCUGACAAGAACAAGGAUAAAGAGCAUAAUAAGAACAAUGAAUCUUCUUCUGUACCAGUCCAAGGACAUACCAAUAGCUCAGUCAAAAUAACGCAAGACUCAACGAAUGAUGCAAAUGGAAGUAAGGGAGAUACUUUCCGGCCUGAUAAUCUUGUCAAUAAUACGUCAAGUCAGAGUGACAAAAAUGUAACGCAGACUACAUCAACGGCCAACGCAUCAAUACAGAACGACGAGCAUUCGAAUAAUACGGAGAGCAAGACUGCCUCUUUGAAACAUUCCGAGAGUACGCCGAAGCCGGACGUGAUACGUUUGCAAGCGUCGACGUCACCGUCGAGUGUUCCAGUCCGUCAAACGUCGAGGCCUGAUUAUAAGCCAUCGGAGAAGCCCGACAUCACGAAGAUCGAUGUGGAGGACAAGUGGACGCUUAUAUCGCAACAGACUCCGCCGACUGUAUCGAAGCUUCCGAAGCCGCCGAAAUUGCCGAAGCCGCUGCAGAGGAAACCAGUCAAUCACGCCCAGGCAUCGUCGUCGUUACCGCCUUUCAACUCGAAUGACAACACCCACAUCCGUUCUCCGGGACCUGAAACGUCGGUACAUCAGCAAGAACAACCACAUCCGUCCUCGACUUUCCUACCGCUGGACGCGUCUCAGAGUGCAAUUGGCUUAGACGCUACCAUAAGACACACGAGCGCCGAUAUCGUAAACUUCGCCAAGUUAUGCAACGAGUUGGCCUUCAAUUUCUGGGUAGCCACUAAUAAGGGUCUGAGCACCGCGAGAUCACUGGCACUCUCGCCGUUCGGUAUGACCAGUUUACUGGCGAUGAUCUUCCUGGGUGCUCGCGGCCCGACGUCCGAUCAGAUGAACGAGGUACUCGGCUUGGACGACGUGGCCACGUUCAAUCCACAUUUGGUCUUCCAAAACAUAACCGACGCGGUAGGUUUGGCCCGUGGCCAGGGUAUCGCGAACGCUGCCUUCGUCCGCGAGCUGUUUGCUGACAAGAUGAAGGUCAGGAAACUCAUGCCCUUCUACAAGGAGCAGGCCCAGCAAUUCUACGAGGGCCUCGUGACCGAAGUGAACUUCGCCACUAUUAGCGAUCUCGUACGCAGAAGAACGAAUCUGCUGGUUAGAAAGCAGACUGGCGGCAGAAUCAAGGACUUCGUUAAGACGAACACGGUGCCGCUCAGAUCACCUUUAGCGGCGCUCUCCGCCAACGUGUUCCAGACCGACUGUAAUAGCAGUCUGACAAGUUCCGUUGGUAGGGACGGCGAGCUGUAUUUCGCUGUUUCGCCGGCUGUCAGACAAAGGAAACUCGUACCGGUCCCAGCUACGACUUGGCGAUCUGCUGUCUUAGCCGGCUACGAGCCCAGCAUCGACGCUACGGCGGUCGCUCUCGGAGGCAGCGAUAAAUUGGUUUCGACGAUCUUCGUGUUGCCGGGUCAGCAGGGUCACACUGCACCCGGUGACACUCUGGACCGUCUUGAGCAGCGCCUCGUCAGAAGCGCGUUCCGCGACGGAGCCUGGAAUAAGCUCCUCAAGGUUCUCAUACCGAGGCACGGUCUCGAGUUGCAGGUGCCUAAAUUCAGUCACAGAUCCGUUGUCAACGCGACCGCCGCCUUGAAGAGGAUGGGCCUUGAUGAGCUCUUCUCGGGUAACGCCGAUUUUAAGGGUAUCAACGGCGUAGGUCAUCGUCUUCACUUAGCCGACGUGUUACAGAUGAAUUUAUUCAGCACCUGCGGCGACGAGAAUAUUCUUAGCGGCCGGCAUCACGUGGAAACGUAUCCCGCGAGUCCAUUAAGGAGAAACGUUGAACGACGAACGGAGGACGAUAACUCCGGAGGAAACGCUGCUGAGGAAGAUACAUUGAGAUACGGCACGUUGCCGCAAGAGGAUAAUAUCGAUUCUUACGUAGACCAAUCGCGCACAGUUCUGUACGGAUUCUACAGAGAGGAGAGGCAGCUCUCGGGAUCUUUGGAGAGACCGAGAUUGAAGCUCGACAGGCCCUUCUUAUAUUUCGUCCGACACAAUCCCUCCGGUAUAAUACUUCACAUGGGACGUUUUAAUCCGCGAUUAUUGCCCUAAACAAGGGGCUAUCAUCUUCUAUCGAAUGCCAUUAUAAUUCGAUCCUGUUCCUUCCAUUCGACAUUCACAUCCACGAAUUUUUGUACAAUCGAGGAAAACGACUCUCGAUAAUAAUUGCUCAAAUGAUUCGUUCCCAAUUAGUCGAGCGAUUCAACGCGACCGUGAUGUCGUGGCCCACUUUUUCUGAACGAUGAAGGUAGGACGUGUGCAUUUGGCAUGUUCUAGAAAAUUUGUAAACAAUUUUGCUUAGAGUUAUUAUCUAUUAGUAUCUUCACCGUCUUCACUUAGAAAUAAGAAAUUAGCGCGACAUCGUUCGCGGCACAUUAAUAUAUGUCAAACGGACCCGAAAUUGACAUAGAUCUUGUCGCUUUAUAUUUAGGAAGUGGUUAAACGCAUAAUAAAAAUAACAGACUGAAGAACGGAGAAAAAAAAAUGGUACAAACAAGGAAGAUCUUAAUCGCGGUCCAAAUGAUCAUCGUCAUCGUCAUCUUCAUCAUCGUCAUCAUC